AUGAAACGAUUACUCGAAGCUCUACCAAGCUGGCUCAUCAUACAGUGGCCGUCAGUCAACGUCUGUCGGUCGCAUAAAGUUCGUCCUCGAGACUCGCCCUAUGUCUGCCCUAUCGAGUUGAGUAGCGUGCUCAAGCAUCUUAUCCUCCAGCACGCUACUCAACUCUGCUGCAGAAUUCGAAAGCAGAUGUCAUCGGCGUACCAUAGGUUUGUUCUUCUCAGAUUUGGUUGUAGUAAAGCAUUUUUA
Molecule: messenger RNA, 246 nt
Organism: Brenthis ino (lesser marbled fritillary)
Lineage: Eukaryota; Metazoa; Arthropoda; Insecta; Lepidoptera; Nymphalidae
Source: the annotation of a GenBank genome assembly